ACCAGUCCCAGAGAGCCCAGAGGGACAGCGCCCCCAGUCUGACAGAGAGGCACACAGCCUCGAGCCCAACUGGGGGCGCCGCCACCAGGCAACCCUUCCCCCUUCCCAGCCUCCCUCCAAGGUCCCUUUAAGACAGGGCUGGUCCUCUUCGCCUCCCCUCCCGGCAUUACAUUAACCCUUCGCUGUCCAGGUGGCCCCCUGGGCGCCAGGCCGGGUGGGCGGAGGCAGAGGGAGCCUGGGCGGGGAAAGUGUUGCCCAAAGUCUAGGAGGGAGAGGAGGCUGGGGAGCCAGGAAGGCAACUUCGGAGGAGCAAGCGGAGCCUGCCAAGGGGCCCUUGCUGUGCCAGGUGGGCAGUGCCAAAUCAGAGGAGCCCGGAGCUAGGGGGAGGGCUGGGAACAGCCCGGCCCUGCCCCCUCCCCUGCGACGUGCCCAGCAACUUCGGGAGAAAAGUUUGGCAUCGACUACGUGGUGGUGCCUGAGGAUGGGCAGGGUUCCACUGGCCUGGUGCUUGGCCCUGUGCUUUUGGGGCUUCAUGGUCCCCAAGGGAGCACAGGCCGAGGUCGAUGACCCCUUUGUGGAGAGCCCAGGGAACGUCACCGGUUCCCGGGGAAUCACCACGGUCCUUCGAUGUGAGCUCAAGGUUCGGGGGGAGCCCCCCGAGGUGAACUGGCUUCGGGAUGGACAGGUCUUAGAGCUGGCGGACAGCACUCAAAUCCAGGUGCCCCUGGGUGAAGACUGGCAAGAUGACUGGAAAGUGGUCAGCCGACUCAGCAUCUCCUCCCUGCAGCUUGUGGAUGUGGGGUGGUAUCAAUGUGCCGUGGACCUGAGAGGACAGAACUUUAUGUCCCAGCCUGGCUAUGUAGGGCUGGAAGGCCUCCCUUACUUCCUGGAGGAGCCUGAAGGCCGGACUGUAGCCGCCAACACACCCUUCAACUUGAGCUGCUGGGCCCAGGGACCGCCAGAACCAGUGCGCCUACUCUGGCUCCAGGAUGCUGUCCCCCUGGCCCCAUCCUUGGGCCACAGCCCCCAGCACAGCCUGCAAGUUCCAGGGCCCUGGAACCAAACUCUCCUGCCCCCUCCUCCUACCGCCUGCCCUGAAGAGAUCUGCUGGCCUCUGUCAAGGGGGCCACAGCCCAAAGAAGAAAGAAGACAGGAGACAGAGAAAGACAAUCACAGAGGCCUGAACAAGACAUCUUCUUUCUCCUGUGAAGCCCACAAUGCCAAGGGGGUCACCACAUCCCGCACGGCCACCAUCACAGUGCUCCCCCAACAGCCCCGAGACCUCCACCUGGUUUCCAGCCAGCCCACGGAACUGGAGGUGGCUUGGUCCCCUGGCCUGAGUGGCAUCUACCCUCUCACUCACUGCACCUUACAGGCUGUGCUGUCGGACGAUGGGGUGGGCAGCUGGCUGGGAGAGCCAGAACCCCCAGAGGAGCCCCUCACCCUGCAAGCAUCCGUGCCCCCUCACCAGCUUCGGCUGGGCAGCCUGCAUCCUCACACCCCUUAUCACAUCCGGGUGUCGUGUGCCAGCAGUCAGGGCCCUUCGCCUUGGACACACUGGCUUCCCGUGGAGACACCAGAGGGAGUGCCCCUGGGCCCCCCUGAGAACAUUAGCGCCAUGCGGAACGGGAGCCAGGUCCUCGUGCGUUGGCAGGAGCCAAGGGCACCCCUGCAGGGCACCCUGUUAGGGUACCGGCUGGCUUAUCGAGGCCAAGACACCCCUGAGGUGCUAAUGGACGUAAGGCUAAUGCGAGAAGUGACCCUGGAACUGCGGAGGGACGGCCCCGUGCCUAACUUGACUGUGUCCGUGGCAGCCUACACUGCUGCCGGCGAUGGUCCCUGGAGCCGCCCUGUGUCCCUGGAGCCCUGGCGCCCAGGGCAAGGACAGCCAGUCCACCAGCUGGUGAGUGAACCCCCCGCUCCUGCCUUCUCAUGGCCCUGGUGGUAUGUACUGCUGGGAGCAGUUGUGGCCGCUGCCUGUGUCCUCAUCUUGGCCCUAUUUCUUGUCCACCGGAGGAAGAAAGAGACUCGCUAUGGGGAGGUGUUUGAACCAACAGUAGAAAGAGGUGAACUGGUGGUCAGGUACCACAUCCGCAAGUCCUACAGUCGUCGGACCACUGAAGCCACUUUGAACAGCCUGGGCAUCAGUGAAGAGCUGAAGGAAAAGCUGCGGGACGUGAUGGUGGACCGGCACAAGGUGGCCCUGGGGAAGACACUGGGAGAAGGAGAGUUUGGAGCUGUGAUGGAGGGCCAGCUGAACCAGGACGACUCCAUCCUCAAGGUGGCUGUGAAGACAAUGAAGAUUGCCAUCUGCACGAGAUCAGAGCUGGAAGACUUCCUGAGUGAAGCUGUCUGCAUGAAGGAAUUCGACCACCCCAACGUCAUGAGACUCAUUGGUGUCUGCUUCCAGGGUUCUGAAAGAGAGGGGUUCCCAGCACCAGUGGUCAUCUUACCGUUCAUGAAGCAUGGAGACCUACACAGUUUCCUCCUCUACUCCCGGCUCGGGGACCAGCCAGUGUUCCUCCCCACUCAGAUGCUGGUAAAGUUCAUGACAGACAUCGCCAGUGGCAUGGAGUACCUGAGUACUAAGAGAUUCAUACACCGGGACCUGGCUGCCAGGAACUGCAUGCUGAAUGAGAACAUGUCUGUGUGUGUGGCGGACUUUGGGCUGUCCAAGAAGAUCUACAAUGGGGACUACUACCGCCAGGGUCGCAUUGCCAAGAUGCCAGUCAAGUGGAUCGCCAUUGAGAGCCUUGCUGACCGAGUCUACACUAGCAAGAGUGAUGUGUGGUCCUUCGGGGUGACAAUGUGGGAGAUUGCCACAAGGGGCCAAACACCAUAUCCUGGAGUGGAGAACAGUGAGAUUUAUGACUACCUGCGCCAGGGGAAUCGCCUGAAGCAGCCUGUGGACUGUCUCGAUGGCCUGUAUGUCCUGAUGUCCCAGUGUUGGGAGCUGAACCCCCGAGACCGGCCAAGUUUUACUGAGCUGCGGGAAGACCUAGAGAAUACACUGAAGACCUUGCCUCCUACCCAGGAGCCGGACGAAAUCCUCUAUGUCAACAUGGAUGAGGGCAGAGGUUAUCCUGAGCCCCCUGGAGCUGCUGGAGGAGCUGACCCCCCAACCCAGCCUGACCCUAAGGAUUCCUGUAGCUGCCUCACUGCAGCUGAGGUUCAUCCUGCUGGACGAUAUGUCCUUUGCCCUUCUACAGCCCCUGCCCCCACUCUGCCUGCUGACAGGGCCUUCCCAGCACCCCCAGGGCUGGAGGAUGUAGCCUGAGACAACCCUCCACCUGGGACUCCCUCUCAGGAUCCAAGCUAGGCACUGCCACUGGGGAAACCUCACCCCCCAACUUUCCCACUCCAGGCCUAUCCCCAGCUACAGCCUUAUCUUCCUACCCUUCCUACAUCCAUCCCAGACAGAACUUUCCCUUUCUCUGCAUCACAGCAUCCUCCUCCAUAAUAAGAAGUUGCUGCACAAAGCAUGAUGGUGCAGACCUGUAAUUCUAGCACUCGGGAGGCCAAGGCAGAAGGAUUGCCAAGUUCAAGGCCACCCUGGGUUAUAUAACCAGACUUUGUCUCAAAGCAAAGACAUGAUUGGAGUGUAAUAGCUAACGGUCCUCCCAGAUCUAACAUUCAGAAAUUCUAGAUUGUGGCCAGGGAUGUAGCUCAGUGGCACCACACCUACCUGGCAAGCACAAGGUCCUGAGUUCGAUCCCCGGCACAAAAAUAAAUUCUAAAUUGUAAGGCCUAAACAGUCUAUAUCAAAAAUUCUAGGUCUCAAAGUUGCUGUGAAUCUUUGGUUCAAAGGGCCUGAAAUUCCAGUCUCUAAUUCUAAAGUGCUAUGUUUCUUUUCUUUUCUUUCCUUUUUUUAAAGAAAGCAUCGUGCUAUGUUACCCAGCACUAGUCUGGAAUUCCUGGGCUCAAGUGACCCUCCCACCUCAGCCUCCCAAGUAGCUGGGACUAUAGGUGUGCUAAGAUUCUUGAUAAGGGCCCAAGAUUCUAGGUUUAAAGCUAAAGAUUCUAGUUCUAGGAUUUAAGACUCUAUGAGUCUAGAAUUUAGUUUUCAAGAGUUCUGAGUUCUUAGGGCAUAAGACUCUAGAUUCUACAAUUCUAAAGCUCUAUAAUUCUAGACAUGGAGGUUCUAAGGCCUACUGUUCUAAAAUUUGAUGGUCAAAGGCUUUGAAUCUAGAUAUCUUGGUUGUAAGAAACUGAUCAUAAGCCUUCAAAUUUUCAUUUUCUCAAAUUCUAAGAUCCUAAUGAUGGUCAAUUGUAGUUUCUGAGGCUCUCUGAUCAUAGAUUCUUUUGUUUGAGACCUUGGAUCUGAAAGGUCUAAGAUUCUACAAUCUGCAAUUCAGAAGUUCUAAGAGUCUAAAGAUGGAGAUUCCAAGAUCUAAUGUUCUAAAAUGUUUAUUCUAAAACUUAAUCCAAGAACCUAGAUUCUCUAAAAUUCUAAGUCACGUGCCCCAAGAGUCUACAUUAUUAAACUCUAAGAUUCUAAUGUUGGCCUGUUUAAUGUUUCAAGGCACUGUAAGAUUCCACUGACCCAUGAUUUUGGAUCCCAAGCAUCUAAGUUAUAAGACUCUCACUUAACUGUGACUAAUUAGACACCAAAGUUCUAAUCAUUUCUAAUGUUGGACACCUCUAGGUUCUAUGCUGUACUCUUCGUUUCUAGGAUUAUAAUUAAAGGUCCAAAAGUACACAUUUCUAGACACUAGAAGCUUAAGAAGUAAAUGUUCUAAAUUUCUAAGAUUCUACUUGUCUAGAACAGUAGGUACAAUUUCAAGGUUCUAACCGAAAGGUUAGGAUUGGUUCCCUUCUUAGCCACCUAUGCUUCCUCCUCCCCUCAUGUGGGGGUGUGCCCCCCUCAAGUCUGUGCAAUGCAAUUAGGGAUGCCUCCUUUCCCCCAGGGAAUGGACCAUCUCCCUCCUUUGGGCCAUGCUGCCCUCUUGAGCCAGUCCCUCAUCCUCCCUGUACAGAAUGUGGACUCUAGUGCCUCUAGAGGGGCUCUGGUCACAUAAAAUUUUGUCAAUCACUA
Molecule: messenger RNA, 5035 nt
Organism: Heterocephalus glaber (naked mole-rat)
Lineage: Eukaryota; Metazoa; Chordata; Mammalia; Rodentia; Bathyergidae
Source: RefSeq, a predicted model, not a curated record